Molecule: messenger RNA, 1617 nt
Organism: Populus nigra (black poplar)
Lineage: Eukaryota; Viridiplantae; Streptophyta; Magnoliopsida; Malpighiales; Salicaceae
Product: acetylglutamate kinase, chloroplastic-like
Exons: 1
Coding region: 404-1465 (353 amino acids)
Biological process (GO): L-arginine biosynthetic process
Cellular component (GO): chloroplast thylakoid; cytoplasm
Molecular function (GO): ATP binding; arginine binding; acetylglutamate kinase activity
Source: RefSeq, a predicted model, not a curated record
AGGUAUUAUGGAGCUAGUCUUUGCAUAUUCGAGAGAGGAAGUCUCUUUUUUUUUGUUUUUCACAGACAAUUUUUCCAGGUUCGAAUCCAAAACUAACAAGCAGAGUGGCGAAUAAAACUAGUUAUGCCCGGUGAGAUCAGAACCCUAAACCAAAGAAAAGAGUGAUGAUGGUGAAGAGACGAGAUGUAAGAAGGCACGUGGAGAUGAGGAGGCAGCCAAUAAUGCAAUCAAAUUCAGACUUGGCUUGAUGAGUCCUGUUUUGUCCUAUAAAUACAAAGGAAGGACCAAAACCCCAUUCGCUCAUCGUUUUCCUUACAGCCCCCUCUAGUCAUCCUCCUUUCUUCACUUCUUACGUGCAGCAGCAGAGCUAAGUGCCCAAUACAACAACAACAACAAGAAGACGAUGGCCAAAUCCUUGAAUUUAUCAGCAUCACCUUCAACACCCACCCUUUCUCUCUCUUCUUCUUCUAAAUACUCUACCCUCCUCGAAACCCCAACUACCCUUUCCUUCCCUUUAUCUCGCCACCACUCCCACUCUCACUCUCUAACCGUAAGAUCCUCCUCCUCCUCCUCCUCUGCUACAACCACCGCUACCCCAACUUCCACCACCUCUUCCAACCAAUUCCGAGUAGACAUACUAUCAGAAUCCCUACCUUACAUCCAGAAAUUCAGGGGCAAAACCGUUGUCGUCAAAUAUGGUGGCGCUGCCAUGAAACAACCUGAACUCAAAGCCUCUGUUGUGAGCGACCUUGUCCUCCUCUCCUGUGUUGGUCUCCGCCCUGUUUUAGUCCAUGGUGGCGGCCCAGAAAUCAACCACUGGCUAAAACUCCUCAACAUUGAGCCUCUCUUCCAUGAGGGUCUCCGCGUUACUGAUGCCAAGACCAUGGAGAUUGUGUCUAUGGUAUUGGUUGGAAAGGUCAAUAAAGACCUUGUUUCUUUGAUCAAUAAGGCUGGUGCCACCGCGGUUGGCCUUUCUGGCAUGGAUGGCCGCCUUCUUAUGGCCAAACCAACUCCUAACUCUGCUAAACUAGGGUUUGUUGGAGAGGUUGCACGCGUAGACCCCACUAUUUUGCAGCCUCUUGUUAAUAAUGGGCAUAUACCAGUGAUUGCGUCUGUGGCGGCCGAUGAGUUGGGUCAGUCUUAUAACAUCAAUGCUGACACUGUGGCAGGGGAGGUGGCUGCGGCAUUGGGGGCGGAGAAGCUGAUAUUGCUGACUGAUGUGGCGGGGAUACUUGAAAACAAAGAUGAUCCAGGGAGUUUGGUGAGGGAGAUUGAUAUAAAGGGGGUGAAGAAAUUGAUUGAAGAGAAGAAAGUGGGAGGUGGGAUGAUACCAAAAGUGAAUUGUUGUGUGGCGUCACUUAGUCAAGGUGUUAGAACUGCUAGUAUUAUUGAUGGAAGAGUACAACAUUCUUUGCUUCAUGAGAUUAUGUCUGAAGAAGGCAUUGGUACUAUGAUUACUGGCUAACCCACUGUUCUGUUUUUGGUUGCUUGUCUGUUUGAUUGUGGAAGAAUAAUGACUCAAUGCUAGAGCUCUGUACUUAUCAAGUGAAGUCUUUCUUUGAUGUUUGUUGUUUUUGCUUGAUGGGUUUCUAUUAAAUUUAUUUCUUUGCUUGUCAA